Messenger RNA from Colletotrichum phormii, 1175 nucleotides. RefSeq lists its product as uncharacterized. Gene Ontology annotation, molecular function: riboflavin reductase (NADPH) activity; biliverdin reductase [NAD(P)H] activity. The coding region runs from base 162 to 1076 and encodes 304 amino acids. Lineage: Eukaryota; Fungi; Ascomycota; Sordariomycetes; Glomerellales; Glomerellaceae. The record is from RefSeq and is a predicted model, not a curated record. The transcript has 5 exons.
UGGCGGUCACUUGACCUUCUGGCGUCAUACAACCGAGGCACGAUAUUGGAUCAGCACACGAAUCCUUACCGACACAAGCACCGUAUAAAUUCCACUACCCGCCCUCAAGCAUCUACUCCUCACGAAACGAAACUAAUACACUCUGUACCAUAUCUCUCACAAUGACCUCAAGAAAACUCCGUGUCGCAGUAAUUGGCCCCAAAGGCCAAUCCGGAAGCUGCGUAGUCGACGAGCUCCUCACGCGAGGCCACGCCGUCGUUGGCGUCUCCCGCAACCCCCCAAAGCAGUGGAAGCACGGCACCGGCGGCGGAUCGUACAGUGCUACCAGCGUCGACAUCUACACUGAACAGAAGAAACUCAUCGAUAUCUUCUCAUCAGACUUUGACGCCAUCGUGUGCGCCUUUGGACCUAGCUUGACGAAUCUGGCUACUGUGUACCAGGACGGUGUCGAGGCGCAUGGGAGGAUCAAGACGGCGCUUUUGGCGUCGACGCAUGAGGGUCCGUUUAUUAUUGUUGGUGGAGCGGGAUCCAUCCAUGUCGCGAACCGUCUUCAACUCACGGACCAGAAGGACUUUGCGUACAGCUGGUGGUGGACCUGGCCCGAUGAGCACUUGGACUACAUGACCCAGCGAGGCCUGGACCACGGAAGCAGGUUCAUCAGCGUCGUCGCCGUCUUGAUGAAGUGGAGCAGAGCCCACAUGCAGCGACCGAGAUUCUACUCCUGGCUUCUGAGACCAGCCACGUAUCUGGUCCAACGGUGGCUAAAAAGCUGCUUGACGGACAAGAAGGCCAUUUCUCUAAUCAUAAUGUGUCGAAUGGCCUUCACGAUGUGGAACGGCGUCACUGAGAAGUCGUGGUCCUUCCUCUCACCCCCAGGUCUCUUGCGUGAUAAGGGUGUUCGGACUGGGGAGUACAAAUUGUUCAUCGACACGCCUGAAGACCCGGCGACGGAGGCGGCGGAGAACGGGAUCUACAAUGAGGAUAUGGCGGUGGCUAUCGUCGACGAGGUGGAGAACAACAAGCUUGCAUUCAAACAUUGGAGCUGUACGGGGCCGAUCGGGCUGCGCAGGUGGUAAUUCAUCAACGCAUGUUUUCUCGUCAACUCACAAAUGGUACUGUCAGGGUCAUUCAGUAGAGACGAUAGUUGUACACAAUCGCAACCUUUAUCGACUUGA